UUUCACUUCCACCUGCUUGCUUACCUAUUUGUUGUGAUAAUCUCGAAGCUUCCUUUUCCGUUUUAGAUCUCAAAAUUCAAAAGGCUCUCUUUUUCAUCUCAUGGCUGCUACUAUUGUCUCCGUCAAAGCUAGGCAGAUCUUCGACAGCCGUGGAAAUCCUACGGUUGAGGUUGAUGUGGAAACAUCGAACGGUAUAAAGGCUAGGGCCGCAGUUCCUAGCGGUGCAUCCACUGGAAUUUACGAGGCUCUUGAGUUGAGAGAUGGAGGUUCCGAUUACCUCGGUAAAGGUGUAUCGAAGGCUGUUGCUAAUGUUAACACAAUCAUCGGCCCUGCAUUGAUUGGAAAGGACCCAACCGAGCAGACUGCAAUUGACAAUUUCAUGGUUCAACAACUGGAUGGAACCCAAAAUGAGUGGGGUUGGUGCAAACAAAAGCUCGGUGCAAAUGCCAUUCUUGCCGUCUCCCUUGCUGUUUGCAAAGCUGGAGCUGAAGUCAAGAAACUUCCCCUUUACAAGCACAUUGCUAACCUUGCUGGUAACAGCAAGUUGGUUCUUCCUGUCCCUGCUUUCAAUGUCAUCAAUGGUGGUUCACAUGCAGGAAACAAAUUGGCUAUGCAGGAGUUCAUGAUUCUUCCUGUGGGAGCAUCAUCCUUUAAGGAGGCCAUGAAAAUGGGUGUUGAAGUCUAUCACCAUUUGAAGUCUGUGAUUAAGAAGAAGUAUGGUCAAGAUGCAACCAAUGUUGGUGAUGAAGGUGGCUUUGCUCCUAAUAUCCAGGAGAACAAGGAAGGACUUGAAUUGUUGAAUACCGCCAUUGCUAAAGCUGGUUACACUGGCAAAGUUGUUAUUGGAAUGGAUGUUGCCGCGUCUGAAUUUUAUGGAACAGAUAAAACUUACGACCUGAACUUCAAAGAAGAGAACAAUGACGGUAAACAAAAGAUCUCAGGAGAUGCUUUGAAAGAUUUAUACAAGUCAUUCGUAGCCGAGUAUCCAAUUGUGUCAAUCGAAGAUCCAUUUGACCAAGAUGAUUGGGAGCACUACUCCAAACUAACCAAUGAAAUCGGAGAAAAAGUUCAGAUUGUAGGAGAUGAUCUUUUGGUCACCAACCCAAAGAGGGUUGCGAAGGCAAUUGCCGAAAAAACUUGCAAUGCCCUUCUUCUCAAGGUCAAUCAAAUUGGAUCUGUUACCGAAAGUAUCGAAGCUGUGAAAAUGUCCAAGCAAGCUGGAUGGGGUGUGAUGGCCAGCCACCGCAGUGGUGAAACGGAGGAUACUUUUAUUGCUGACCUUUCAGUCGGUUUGGCCACGGGCCAAAUUAAGACCGGAGCUCCAUGCAGGUCUGAGCGUUUAGCCAAGUACAAUCAGCUUCUGCGAAUUGAGGAGGAGCUUGGUGCGGAAGCUGUCUAUGCUGGAGCCAGCUUCCGUGCUCCAGUUGCACCCUAUUAAGAUGCUUGUUUAGAUGAUAAUUUGCUGAGACUGGAUGCGUGCGGCAGAGCUUCAGUGGUUUAUUGUGACCCUAAGACAUGUUUCAAUAAUUUUGAUAGCAAUUUUGUACUUGUUCAGAAUUAUAUCAAUCUCGGUGUUAUUUUUGUUGGACUUUGCCUGCAUAUAUGCUCGCUAUUUUCAUAAAUAUAUGAUGCUUGAAAUCAA
Messenger RNA from Gossypium raimondii (Peruvian cotton), 1642 nucleotides. Its product is annotated as enolase. Gene Ontology annotation, biological process: glycolytic process. Gene Ontology annotation, cellular component: phosphopyruvate hydratase complex. Bases 101 to 1438 code for a protein of 445 amino acids. The transcript has 16 exons. Gene Ontology annotation, molecular function: phosphopyruvate hydratase activity; magnesium ion binding. The record is from RefSeq and is a predicted model, not a curated record. Lineage: Eukaryota; Viridiplantae; Streptophyta; Magnoliopsida; Malvales; Malvaceae.